GGCCGAAACUCCUUAUCAGUCGAAAGACCUCACAAACAAUAUGAAGACUAUUUGGCUCUUGACUUUCUGUGCACUUGCUGCUUCGGUCUGCGCUAUUCCUGAGUCCGAGCGCGAGAAUGGAGAGAAUGGCUGGUAUAUACCCAGGCCAGAUGGCAGCUUCUUUUGGAUGGACAAGGAUGACGCAGAGCUUCGGCUUCAACAACUAGAGAUGCAAGAGACGCGCGCACUGACCACAACUCCCGUCAAAUUCUACCUAUUCACCAAGUCGAACCCCACCAAGGGAACCAAGAUCACAGCCACUAGCAAGUCCAUUACAAAAUCCAACUUCAAUGCCAAUAACCCCACCAGAGUUAUCAUCCACGGCUGGACCCAAAGCAGCUCAUCGGGCAUGAACAAGAACAUUCGUGACGCCUGGCUGAGCAAUGGUGACUACAACGUCAUCGUCGUAGACUGGGCUCGUGCACGUUCCAUCGAGUACGCUUCCUCCGUUGUGGCUGUACCCACCGUGGGCACGAAGGUCGCCAACAUGAUCAACUACCUUGUCUCCGACCAUGGAUUGAGACUCGACACUCUGUACGUCAUCGGACACAGCCUGGGCGCCCAUGUGGCUGGCUAUACGGGCAAGAACACCAACGGACAGGUGCACACCAUCAUCGGUCUAGACCCCGCUCUGCCCCUGUUCAGUUACAACAAGCCCAACAAACGUCUCAACUCUGAAGAUGCCUUCUACGUAGAGUCCAUUCAGACCAACGGCGGCAUGCUGGGCUUCCUCAAGCCCAUUGGCAAGGGCGCCUUCUAUCCCAAUGGUGGCAAAACGCAGCCGGGUUGCGUUAUGGAUGUGACUGGUGCCUGCUCCCACGGACGUUCUGUGACCUACUAUGCUGAGGCUGUCUCUCAGAACAACUUUGGCACCAUGAAGUGCGGUGACUACGAGGCAGCCGUUAACAAGGAGUGCGGCAGUACCUACAGCAGCGUUCGCAUGGGUGCUGAUAGCAAUGCCUACAUGGUAUCAGGUGACUUCUAUGUUCCCGUGAACAGCAAGGCUCCCUAUGGCAAUAUCAACUAAAAUUGUGACGCAAUUAAAGAAUAUUUCCGAAAAUAAUCAAAUUUCGUUUUGGUUAAAACAGUAUUUUCUGACUAACUAGCAUCCAUAGUAAUCUUUAGUAUAUAAAUACAUACAUACGGCUAUGUACAUAGUAAUAGCUUAGAAUUCAAAUUAGCGGCAGAAAAUAUAUGUACUUUUUUUCGUAAUAUUAUUAGAUGCUAUGUAAUUUCCACGUCUAGUCUAAUUAUCACGGGUGUGAAAAACUGUUUAUAUAAAUAAUGUUGGUCUUAAUUCCUUACAAGUCGUGUACUACUAUCCCAAUGAGAUGAAGUUUAUUUGGCUCUUAGCUUUGUGUGCUGCAAUAGGAAAAUCUGCGGUCUGCCAAAUUCCUGUCUCUGAACGUGUGAAUGGAGUGAAUGGCUGGUAUAUACCCAGAAUAGAUGGUACCUUCUAUUGGAUGGAUAUGGAUGACGCAGAAUUGUUGCUUAAAGAGAUAGGAGAGUCAUUGGAGAACGAUGAAAGCUAUGCCGACAAGGUCUAGGGUGAACAGAAAAUCCUCACGGCCAUAUAAACUAAAACUGUGACGCAAUUAAAGAAUAUAAUAAAAACAAGUAAGAAGGCUCCAGUCGAAACUGUUCGACUAGCAGAUACCCUAA
Molecule: messenger RNA, 1701 nt
Organism: Drosophila mojavensis
Lineage: Eukaryota; Metazoa; Arthropoda; Insecta; Diptera; Drosophilidae
Product: phospholipase A1
Exons: 4
Coding region: 41-1066 (341 amino acids)
Biological process (GO): lipid metabolic process
Molecular function (GO): lipase activity
Source: RefSeq, a predicted model, not a curated record